AUGUCGAAAAUCUCCGUUGCCGGCGUUCGUACCAACGUCAAGGAGCUCCUUGAGUACUCCAAUGAGACCAAGAAGAGGAACUUCCUCGAGACCGUCGAGCUCCAGAUCGGUCUCAAGAACUACGACCCCCAGCGUGACAAGCGUUUCUCCGGAACCAUCAAGCUUCCUACCGUCCCGCGCCCCAACAUGGCCAUCUGCGUCCUCGGUGACCAGCACGACAUUGACCGUGCUAAGCACCACGGCGUCGACGCCAUGUCCGCUGACGACUUGAAGAAGCUUAACAAGAACAAGAAGCUCAUCAAGAAGCUCGCACGCAAGUACGACGCUUUCGUCUCCUCCGACGCCCUCAUCAAGCAGAUCCCGCGUCUCCUCGGUCCCGGUCUCUCCAAGGCCGGAAAGUUCCCCACGCCCGUCUCCCACGCUGAGGACCUCGCCAACAAGAUCACCGAGGUCAAGUCCACCAUCAAGUUCCAGCUGAAGAAGGUGCUCUGCAUGGGUGUCGCCGUUGGAAACGUUGGCAUGACCGAGGACGAGUUGAUCUCCAACAUCAUGUUGUCGAUCAACUACCUCGUCUCGCUGCUGAAGAAGGGCUGGCAGAACGUUGGUAGCUUGACCAUCAAGGCUACCAUGAGCCCGCCCAGGCGUCUGUACUAG
Didymosphaeria variabile is the source of this 654-nucleotide messenger RNA. RefSeq names its product 60S ribosomal protein L10A (gene RPL10A). NCBI's taxonomy places the organism in Eukaryota, Fungi, Ascomycota, Dothideomycetes, Pleosporales, Didymosphaeriaceae. The coding region runs from base 1 to 654 and encodes 217 amino acids. The transcript is spliced from 4 exons. The record is from RefSeq and is a predicted model, not a curated record. Gene Ontology annotation, molecular function: structural constituent of ribosome; RNA binding. Gene Ontology annotation, biological process: translation. Gene Ontology annotation, cellular component: large ribosomal subunit.